Messenger RNA from Podarcis raffonei (Aeolian wall lizard), 1248 nucleotides. Its product is annotated as endonuclease domain-containing 1 protein-like. Gene Ontology annotation, molecular function: hydrolase activity; nucleic acid binding; metal ion binding. The record is from RefSeq and is a predicted model, not a curated record. Lineage: Eukaryota; Metazoa; Chordata; Lepidosauria; Squamata; Lacertidae. Bases 377 to 1207 code for a protein of 276 amino acids. The transcript has 3 exons.
UCAACUCAUCUGGGCACUUUCUCACAAAAUCUGCGACAGAAGCUGGCCAGGGAGUUUUAUCCCACAAGCAGUUUGAUAACGCCUUUACAGUAAAAGGAUCGUUGCCUAACCUUGAGAAAUCCCUGCAUCAGAAGAGGAAAAAGCACAUUCUAAUUUGGGCAGCCACAUAGAUUGGAAACUGUAUUCAAACAACGGUUGGAGGAAGUUAAUCAGGGGCUAGAUAGCCUGCUAUCGUUUUCCUUUGGGAACCGUAUUUAAGAAGUCAAUCUCAGGGUUGCACGUUGCUUAUAUUCUUGUGCCCUGCCUGGAGGAGAACAAGUCAACCGAUACAAGUGUCAGCCUUCCAGAAGCUGCUUGGUUUUGAGGAGCCUGCACGAUGUUGCCGAUUCUCCUCCUGGUCGCGGUGUGCCAGCUGAACUCGCCAGGGAGGGCCGAAGUGGUGACCUCUUUUGAAGACACCUGCCCCCAGUUUUUCUUCAGAGGAACCCCUCCGAGUAUCGGACUGGCUCCCCCGCACCCGGCUCGGAUUUGCCAGCGGUACAAAAACCAGUAUCGUUUCGCCACUCUGUACGACCGAGACAACCGCAUCCCCGUGUUCUCUGCGUACAUCUACAACCCUGGGCAGGCAAAGAGGCCGAACACAUGGAGGAUUGAACCCCAGCUCUUGGAUUUAGCACUGCCACCCGAAAUGGAAACGGAAGGAUCUCUCCUGCAGGAACGUGAUGACAUGCAGGAAGCACUUAAAGGCAGCCAGGCCGUUUUGCUAGAUUACAAGAACCUGACCGAUUUCAACAGGGGUCACCUGAACCCCAAUGGCCACCAGCCCGACCGGGACGCCAAGACUUCCACCUUCACGUUGACCAACAUUGUGCCGCAAUACAUCAAGCUGAAUGGCGGGGCCUGGAACCACUACGAGCAGUCGACGAUGGCAAGCAAGACCGAGGGAUGCCAGGAAACCUUUGCCGUGGUGGGCGCAGUGCCAGGGGAAAGCUUCAUCGCCAAAGGGAGGGUCAACAAGCCCAGCCAUGUAUGGUCUGCAGCCUGCUGUGUCAUAGACAACAAUCACCUGAGAUCUUGGGCCAUAAUUGCCCGGAAUGACGAAAACGCAGUGCAGACUCUCACUCUGGGGGAGUUGGAGGAGAAGCUGGCAGAGUUGUAUAACCAGAUUCACAUCUCUCUAUUUCAUAGCGAUUGUCCCCGGGAAUAAAGCCUUGUCCACAGAGGCAUCCUGCAUGACUCUAGUGAUUU